UUCUCUGCAAAGGGGAGAAAGAGAAAGGAGGUGGACGACGGAAAGCCUUUAAAAAUGGCGCCCUUGCGUUUAAAUUAGGCCACACCCACCCACCACUUCGCUUCUUUUGUUCUCCUGUUUCGUACAACAGAGAGAGAAAGAGAGAGAGAGUGAGAGGGCUGCUGCCUAGGUUAGGUUAGGUUUGGGAUAGGUUGAAGAAGAUGAUGGUGAGAACUCCCCCAGCGAAGAAGCAACGGGCGACGGAGAUGGAGAGCCCACCGCCUGCUGUCCCAGGCCCUCUCGUCAUCUACGAGGACGACCCUCCUCCUUCUUCCCUUCCACCCACCGACUCCUCCCACCACUUGCUAUGCACCUACCAAUGCCGUCAAAUGGUUAAAUCAGAUUUUAUAGAUGCCUUCAGCAAUGCGGAGAAGCAAGUUUUGGAUUAUCAAUCUAGGUUGGAGGCAUUAAAUAACAACUUCUGCAAAGUUGAAUCUGAGAGGAAGAAAUUUCUGGAACAAUUCUUAUAUGCAGAACAAGAACUUGCUGCUGCAAAGGGACGUGAACAGGCUCUGCAGGAGCAGCUUUUGAAGGAGAUCCACGAUUCUCAUGAAAGAUUGACUAAACAAUUACAGUCGUGCAGUGAACUUGAGGUGAAGCUCCAAAACGAGAUGAACCUUCGCAUGAAAGCCGAGUCUUCAGCAGCUUUGGCUGAGGAGAAAGCGAAUAGUUUAAAGGGGAAACUGAGCCAUCUUUCUGAGAGCAUGGAGAGGGAAAAAAAGCGUCUCCAUAACGAUCUUGCCCAUCUGAAAAAAGAAUCCGAGCUUUCUGUUUCUAGAAUAACUGCCGAUCUUGAACGAAUGGAAUGCAGAGCUCAUAAUGCUGAGAAAGAAUCAGAGCUACUGCAAGAGCAGCUGGAUGAUCUUAAGGAGCAACUUAAUGAGUGCGUGCAACAGAAGAGUGAAGUAGAAAAGAAACUAUCAAGUUCCACAUUACAAGAAGUUAAAUCUACGGAUGAUAUUUUGGUUAAACAUCUGCAAGAAGAACUAAGAAACUAUGAUGCUGAAGUGAGGGAAGCAAGAAAGCUGAAAUCUUCUCAUGAAAAUGUUGAGUUAUUGAAGGAAAAAUUGUUGGAAGAAAAGAGCCGCAGAGAGAGGGUAGAGUCAGAGUUAUCCAAGCUACAAGAGUUGCAGCCAAGUAUGAAGACUUUGGAGGAUGAAUUGACAUCUUGGAAGUUGAUGCUGAAAGACAUUCCAGGCGUAUCAUGUUCUGAGGAUAUCCCUGUUAAAUUUGCAGCUUUGCAAAAAGAGGUAAUUGAUAGCAUGAUGAAGGUGGGCCUGGCAAAUGCCCGCUUGAAACAAGUGGAGGUCUCUCUGGAUGCUGCACAAAUUGAUAAACAAAAUGCUGAAACUGAGGCUGCCCUGGCCAAGGAGAAGGUGGAUGCAUCAAAAUCAGAGGUUAACCGGAUUGAAUUGAUGCUCUCUAUGGUUACUGAGGAAAGAGAUAAGUUGAGAAAUGUCGUCAAUGAACUUAAGUUGGCAAAGAAUGAUGAAGCGGGACAUGAAACAUCCAAUCAAACUUUUCUUCAGGAGCUUGAAUCAUCUCUUGCAAAGAAAGAGUGCUAUAUUAAAGAAUUGGAAUGUGGUCUAUGUGAACAAAAAGAAGUUAAUAGUCGUCAACGUGAAGAAAUAAAGUUGCUUAAUGAGAGGUUAAACAAUGAAGCUAGAAGAAUAAAGUCAUUGGAGAGGGAGAGCGAUCGACUUGGUUCAGAGAUUGCUCUGUUGGAGUCCAAGUUGGGUCAUGGUGAUUUCUCUGCUGCAAAUACUAAAGUUUUACGAAUGGUGAAUACUCUUACGGUUGAUAAUGAAGCAAAACAAACUAUAGAGGCAUUACGAACUGAGUUACAGAAGACGAAGGAGAAGUUACAGGCUGUUGAAGAACUGAGAAGUCAAUCAGGUGAUGCUGGUAAAUUAGUGGAUUCCUACAUAUCUGAGAAGAUAGUGCAGUUGAAAGAACAAAUUGCAACUCUUGAAAAACGCGAGGAAAGGUACAAAACUGUUUUUGCUGACAGAAUUUCAGUGUUCAGGAGGGCAUGCUGUGAGCUUUUUGGUUACAAGAUUGUAAUGGAUGAACACCAGCGUCCCAAUGGAAUCCCUGUUACACGUUUUACCCUCCAAUCUAUAUAUGCUCAAAGUGAUGAUGAGAAACUUGAAUUUGAAUAUGAAUCAGGGAGCACAAAUAUUUUGGCAAAUGAUUAUACCUCGCAUCCUGAGAUAUCUCAUCAGGUUGAGAUAUUUAUUCGGAAGUUAAAUUCAAUCCCAGCUUUCACUGCCAACCUAACUGUGGAGUCUUUCAACCGGCGAACGUUAACUUAAAACUAAGUGAACUACUCAUCAAUUUUGCGCUCAAAGUAUGUUUCAAUGUCUCUUACAGAUGAGUCACCAAGAUUGUAUAUUUUACUUGUCAUGUCUUCCCUAAAUUGGUGAUAUGCGGGAAACUUUGGCAUAUGCGCGUCUACGUUUGUGUUCCUGCAUAUAGACUUGAAAAGCAAAUGUGCUGCUGAUAUAUUGCGUGUAUCUGUCUUUGCCAUUUCCCCA
Prunus mume (Japanese apricot) is the source of this 2576-nucleotide messenger RNA. It is a transcript of the gene MAD1, whose product is annotated as mitotic checkpoint family protein. Lineage: Eukaryota; Viridiplantae; Streptophyta; Magnoliopsida; Rosales; Rosaceae. Gene Ontology annotation, cellular component: kinetochore; mitotic spindle; nuclear envelope. The record is from RefSeq and is a predicted model, not a curated record. Gene Ontology annotation, biological process: attachment of mitotic spindle microtubules to kinetochore; mitotic spindle assembly checkpoint signaling.